Messenger RNA from Impatiens glandulifera, 552 nucleotides. RefSeq lists its product as uncharacterized. Lineage: Eukaryota; Viridiplantae; Streptophyta; Magnoliopsida; Ericales; Balsaminaceae. The transcript has a single exon. The coding region runs from base 1 to 552 and encodes 183 amino acids. The record is from RefSeq and is a predicted model, not a curated record.
AUGGGAGCCACUCGUACCAAAUAUGGCUUAUUUCUUUCUCAAUCCAAGUAUAUUGAAGAUAUUAUCACUCAGGCUGAUAUGCUUCAAGCAAAGUCAUUACACACUCCCGUCUCUGCUGGCUCAUCUCUUUCUAAACAUAAUGGUGAUCCUUUAUCUGAUUCGUUUCUCUGUCGAAGUAUAGUAGGGGCUUUACAAUAUCUUACACUAACUCGUCCUGAGUUAGCCUUUGUUGUCAAUCGAGCUUGUCAAUUCAUGCAAAAUCUCACAUCUUCUCAUUGGGGAGCGGUUAAACGUAUUCUUCAAUAUCUUCGUCAUACUCCUCGUCAUGGGAUCUUUCUUCGAACAAAUUCACAAUUCACUCUUGUUGCCUACUCUGAUGCUGACUGGACAAGAUGUCCUGAUGAUCGUCGUUUAACAAUUGGAUUUUGUAUUUUUCUAGGUGACAACCUCAUUUCUUGGAAUUCUAAGAAACAACAAGUAGUUUCUCGUUCUAGUACUGAAUCUGAAUACUGUGCUCUUGCAUAUACAACUGCUGUUCUUUGUUGGAUUUAA